Cuscuta europaea is the source of this 1708-nucleotide messenger RNA. NCBI's taxonomy places the organism in Eukaryota, Viridiplantae, Streptophyta, Magnoliopsida, Solanales, Convolvulaceae. The record is from the annotation of a GenBank genome assembly.
AAAUAAAAAAUGGCCCAAAAUCCCAAAUCCCAAUUGCAAAGCAAGGACCGGAGGGCGCAGGGCAGUCGCAGAGCUCGCCGAUCUCUGAUCGCUAUUCGCUAAUCGGUAGAAAUCCCAAGCAAAUCUCAACCCAGAUUCAGGUAGCAACCCUUCGUGACUUCGUCAAUCUCCGGCCGGCCGUCGGAUGGACGGCGCAUGACGCCUCAGCACAGAACACCUCUUAGCCUGUAGCCAAAAGCCUCAGCGCCAGCUAAUUUCUGCUCUUCUCCGUGCCGCACUUGUCAGCAACCCCAAACUCUUUAGGGAUUAAGGCUUGAAUGUUGUUGUUGUUUCACUGCCACACUAGAUCAUUUUCAUUCUAGUGCUCACAGUCUCACACUGUAUAGGCAUGUAAUCGAUGUGUUACCACUUACCAGAUAUGAUGUUGUAGGAUCCUCACUUUUAGUUGGCUGUUUUAAAGAAGAAAUACAGAGUCAGGAUAGCUGGGCUGAUGUGUAAAGCACCAAGCCACCAACUACCUAGCAGUGAAAUCAUACAAGAGUCUAGAAGAGGAUGAACAUCAACAACAAAGAUGAACCAAACACUGCCCCGAAACAUGAUCAGUGGUACAAUUUGAAGCUAGGCUCUACAUUCAAAGAAGAACAUCCUUCCUCCAAGUUCUGUACAUUACGCUAUGAGUUUAAACCUGCUUCAAUUGAUAAAAGCCAGCCAGGAAAGUUGCACAAAACCAAGGACAAUAGGGUAACAGUUGAGUUUCAGAACAGUCAGCCAGGGAAGCCCAAGGUAAACUUUGAGGGGAGUAGUGAGGACUAUAAAGAAAAUGAUGCUGUUUUACUCUUUGAUGGCGUGACCUUUCGUUUGGAGAGACUGCACCGGGCAGUCAAGCGAUUGAAACACGUUCGUCUCCAUGGGGAAUCUGUAUCUGCUUCGGGUUCUGCUUCUUUGACUAUAGUUGCUGAGUCAAGUUCUCCCCCUAUUGUUAAAGCACCUAUAUUCCAAUCUCAGAAUAGUGUUGUUCGUGCACUACCAAUUGAGGUUGAAAGAAUUGAAAUUGGCGACAUCAAAAGCUCAGACAUGAAACUUAAGAGCGAGAAAGCUGGUGACAAUCCAUCUUCACAAGGCAACCAACCAAACUUGUCACAUGAUUAUCCAUCUCCACUGGCCAACCAACCAAACAUGUCUCCUCAGACGAAGAGCGAUGACUUGGAUGAACAGCUAGAUAUAAUGAACGAUGAUGACAUGGAGGGAGAUAUGGCAGCGAAUGGGGGAGGAGUGGAAGAAAUUGAUAUUAAUAAACCACAUCAAAACAAUGUAGAUAAUGAAGAAUUUGCCGAUGUGGAUGGAAGUGAUGAAGAGGAUAAUGGACGCACUGCUGCACAAGAAGACCUUAGAGUACAACAAGCUAAUGGAGCUGGCGGCGGCGAACAUCGCACUUCAAGCUCCAGCAGUAGCAGUGGUAGCGAUAGCAGUGGGAGUAGUUCGAGCAGCAGCAGUAGUAGCAGUAGAAGCGGGAGUGACAGUGGCAGUAGCAGUAGUGAUGCUGACAGUUCUGAUGGUGAAGCAGUCAUUUCUAUCUAAGAGUUUUUACUCCCGGGGAAGUUUAAACAAAUUGGUGACAAUGUGCUUUUGAACAACAUAUUUAUUACCCAAUAUAUUAAAAAGACCCUAAGAACGGGCUACAUAAACUCGAAUCUGAAGUGGUUUACGC